Molecule: messenger RNA, 1604 nt
Organism: Closterium sp. NIES-67
Lineage: Eukaryota; Viridiplantae; Streptophyta; Zygnematophyceae; Desmidiales; Closteriaceae
Source: the annotation of a GenBank genome assembly
GCAACCAGCGAUCACCCAUAGCACUGGUGACUUAGAAAACGACCUGAAGGUUAAUCUUUCAUCAUGGCUCGCUACGUCGCAGCUAGUCUGCUCGUCCUUCUUGCUGCAGCUGCCGUUGUAAACGCAGGUAACAACGGCAACGGAAAAGGCAACGGGAACGGAAACAGCGGCUCUCAGACUCUCCCCGUCAAUACGGGCAAGGGCGGCUCGAAGAGAGGCCACCUGUGCGUCGAUGGCUGCGAUUACGAGAAGGGCUCCUUCGACUACUGGAAGAUCCCGGAGUACCAGGCGUGCAUGUCGAAGCCCAGCAAGGAUAGCGCGCCGUGGUGCGCGGCGGGCGCGGUGAACGCCAAGGACUGCUGCGACCGCUGCAAGCAGGCCACCACCACCAACAACGGGCAGCCCUUCAACUGCAAAUUCUGGGUGCACAUCCCAUCCUCGCCCAGUGAGGGCAAGUGCAACGGCAAGGAGUGCGGCAAGUGCCUGCUGCUGCCCAACCUCGACAGCCUCAUGCCCGUCGCGAGCGACAAGAAGGGCUGCGGCGGAAAGAAGGUGCGCAUCGGCAAGAACUGCGCCACCACGGAGAACGACCCGCACUUCCUGGGCGCGCAGGGCACGCACUUCGACUUCAACGGGCUGCCCGAGAAGAACUUCUGCCUGUACACGGACAAGCAGGUGCAUGUGAACAUGGGCAUGCGCGGGUACCUCGACUCGCGCUCCACGCAGAACGCCGCGCUCGUCGUCAACGGCUCCGCCGUGCGCACGUGGAUCCGCCAGCUCGCUGUCAUGUGGACCGAUAACAGCGCCGCCGCCGACUCCGACAACACCGUGGCCGCUAAGCCCGCCACCCACUCCCUGGUGCUCACCGCGCGCGACGGCAAGGAGCAGCUCCGCGGGGAGUCCGGCUUCCUGGCGUCCGCGGAGCUCGACGGCUCGCCUCUCCCCCGCCUGGCGCCUGGUGAGUCGCGCAGCCUGGCGGACGGCAAGCUGUCGCUGCAGUUCGUGGCGGAGGAGAAGGUGGGGCCGUACGACGUGGACCAUUACUACCUGCGCCUCGACGGGCUCCUUGAGCUGGACCUGAAGCUGAGGCCCGCGCACCCUCUUUUGCAAACACCUGAGGACGCCCAGGUGCACAUCAACCUGAUGUUCACGGACGCGAGUGCGAGCAGCAGCGUGCACGGCGUGAUGGGGCAGACGUACCGCGGCGGCAGGGAGGCGCGCACCAUGGAGUUCUCUCGCCUCUCCGCGCUGCUGCACCACCCAGUGUCCGCCGAUGGGGAGGAGGGCAGGGGAUUCCUGGACGGCCAGGUCGGCGACUAUGAGACGUCUGCCGUCACCGCUACCGACUGCCGCUUCUCCGCUUUCAAUGGCCAGCAGCUGCCCGUUGAUGCGUAGAUGGAAAUUCUGCUCGAUGGGGUCUUGUAAUCUGGGGUGGUUCCGUUUUACGUGUACAAUACUGUACUGUUAUGUGUAAUCAGUGGUAGGUUCUGAGGUUCUGAUGCCGCCUAUCUGUAAUUGGUUUGGAACGCCACUUAAUAUACACAUAUAUAGGUAAGUGUGUUAGAAUGUAAGAAUGAUUUACUAGUGUGGGAAACCUAGAACGU